Messenger RNA from Durotheca rogersii, 1083 nucleotides. RefSeq lists its product as uncharacterized. The record is from RefSeq and is a predicted model, not a curated record. NCBI's taxonomy places the organism in Eukaryota, Fungi, Ascomycota, Sordariomycetes, Xylariales, Xylariaceae. Bases 283 to 750 code for a protein of 155 amino acids. The transcript has 4 exons.
GGAAUUAUGAGAAUAUUAUCAUGGCAAGUGCAGCCCGACCUUGGAUCCUGUGCAAACCAACGUGUCGAUCGAGACGCGAUUGCCCAUGUGUAUAAAUUGCCAAGUCCGCUAUCUAGGCAACCUGCUGCUCGAUCUCCGGUAUCGCGUAGUCGCAACCCGUCGCGAAGCAUAUGAGUACUAUCUAUACCCAUAUAUCACCCCGAGAGAACAGUUCUUUGUCUCGGGCUAGAUGUGCGGUGGUCUCACCCUACGACUGCUGGAUCCCGACAACCGUGUUUAGUCAUGCCGCCUCGCCGCAACAAACGCGCCCCAGCAGACGUCGAUCCAGCCACCAUUAGUGCAGCCGAUAUAGAGCUGGCCUCGGACCCGGACCGUAAGCCAGGGGCCAGCAUAGGACAGGCUAUGGCAAGCAUCGAAAAAUGGAAGGGGAAGCGAACUGAGGUCCGAAAAAGCAUCGGCGAGGACUACGCGAACACGCUGGCGGCUCUCAAAGACAAGAUAAACGCGCACCACGAGGAAGAGAUGCGGAAGGUAUCCGACCACAACAAGCAACAGCUCGAGCGACUGGUGGCAGCGGUGGAAAAGCGCAUAGAUUGCGAAGAGAAGAUCAGCAAGCGCAUAGACACUCUCCGGGAUGACUGUGCUCACAUAGCCAUGCUGGUCGAUGCAGUCUACGUCGGGCGCAAAGAAGCUGCUGUUCAGGUCGCCAGAGCUGCCAGCGGAGGCUCACGUAAAGCCAACGAACCAUAGCCAUGCCGGCUGGCGAGGAUAUACCUACGAGAGGAAACUCGAUUUAGCUUGUAAUUCGCUGCUCUGUGAAGAGGGGUAUGCAUGUCAACAUUUCGUCCCUCUUCUCUUCAACUUGAGCAUGGGACAUCGUGGUUAGUAUGUAAGAGGGUUAACGGGGACUAGGUUGGUUGCUAGACAAAACAGGUGGGUAAUAGCUAUGAAUAUUAUGCCGAUCCUCAAUUCAAAUCGCCAGCAUUGCUACCUGUUUUGAGGCGACUGGCCUACCCUUCUGUUUGACAGGUACUUGACCCCUAUAACGCCCACUACCGCCACCAACCAUGUCCCAUUAAUGCC